AUGGAGGACGACACCGCCAGUGUGUGCUAUAUCCGCACGCCAGAGUACACAAACGAGUUUGUCUCGCGGUUUGUAGCCGACGAAGAGGCGCUCCUGCAGCGCAGCACAUCGCCUCGGUCAAGCAAGCCCACGGCGCGACACAGCUGUGCAAUCCCGCAGUCAUUCGACGACAGCAUGAUUUUUGUGCCGCAGGGCGACUCGCACAUCCCGAGCACGAUAACGCAGCUGUGCAAGCGCUGCCACAAGUCAAGCGCCGGGCUGGUGGAGCGGCGCGCCAGUACGCGGGCAGGCGUCCUGGCAUUGGUGCUGUGCGUGACGUUCCCGCCGCUGUUCUGGCUGCCGCUGGUGUCGAAGCGGUGCAAGGAGGAUGGUUUGCGGCCGUCGUUCCAGAUCGCCAAUAAGCGCCAACAGCAGCUGGCCAAGCGCUCGCUGCCUGUGGCGAUGCAUUCGUAA
Molecule: messenger RNA, 453 nt
Organism: Linderina pennispora
Lineage: Eukaryota; Fungi; Kickxellomycota; Kickxellomycetes; Kickxellales; Kickxellaceae
Exons: 2
Coding region: 1-453 (150 amino acids)
Source: RefSeq, a predicted model, not a curated record